Molecule: messenger RNA, 6292 nt
Organism: Mesocricetus auratus (golden hamster)
Lineage: Eukaryota; Metazoa; Chordata; Mammalia; Rodentia; Cricetidae
Gene: Clec14a
Product: C-type lectin domain containing 14A
Exons: 1
Coding region: 328-1806 (492 amino acids)
Biological process (GO): cell migration
Cellular component (GO): external side of plasma membrane; extracellular matrix
Molecular function (GO): extracellular matrix binding; extracellular matrix protein binding
Source: RefSeq, a predicted model, not a curated record
UUGCUUAUCUAAGCGGGGCAUUUUACCAUGGUUGGCCCAGUGUGUUCCCCAGGGCUGAGGCGCCAGCUGUGUGCCUGACCCCUGAAUAAAUCAGGGCCACACGGAGUCUGGCAGAGCUCUGGACACAUUUCCUGUCACGGCCUAGGGGAAGCAGUUGGACAAGGGAGUCUGGUGGGGACUUUUGGCUGCCGGGGUAUGAGGGUUCAGGAGAGGGGAGGGCACACAUGGUGGUAGAAAGGGCUGUAGAGGGCGGUGACUCCAGAGACAGCUUGGUUCCUUCGGACAAGCCAGAGACUUGGGAACAGUUGUGCACCCCGAGUUUCCAGGAUGAGGCCGGCGCUUGCCCUGUGCCUCCUCUGUCCUGCUUUCUGGCCCGGGCCGGGGAGUAGCGAGCAUCCCACUGCAGAUCGCGCUGCCUGUUCAGCCUCGGGGGCUUGUUACAGCCUGCACCAUGCUACCAUCAAGCGGCGGGCAGCCGAGGAGGCCUGCAGCUUGCGCGGUGGGACUCUCAGCACCGUGCACUCGGGCUCCGAGCUACGUGCGGUGCUGGCGCUCCUGCGCGCAGGUCCCGGGCCUGGUGGAGGCUCCAAGGACUUUCUGUUCUGGGUGGCUCUGGAGCGUGGCCGUUCCCAGUGUACCCUCGAGAGAGAGCCUUUGAGGGGUUUCUCCUGGCUGUCCCCGGACGGAAGAGAGUCGGAGGACAACACACUGCCUUGGGUAGAGGAGCCACAACUUUCUUGCACUGUGCGAAAGUGCGCGGGGCUCCAGGUCACCCGAGGAGUGGAGCCUGCUGGCUGGAAGGAGAUGCGCUGUCACCUGCGUGCUAAUGGCUAUCUGUGCAAGUAUCAGUUUGAAGCCCUGUGCCCCGCACCACGCCCAGGAGCUGCCUCUAACUUAAGUUUCCGAGCUCCCUUCCGGCUGAGUAGCUCCGCGCUGGACUUCAGCCCUCCUGGGACCGAGGUGAGUGUGAUAUGUCCCGGGGGGAACCUCUCCGUCUCAGCCACCUGCAUCCAGGAAGAGACUAGCGCACGCUGGGAUGGGCUUUUCCCUGGGGCUCUGCUCUGCUCCUGCUCUGGGAGGUACCUUCGUGCUGGCAAGUGCGUGGAGCUCCCCGACUGCCUAGACCACUUGGGAGGCUUCGCCUGUGAAUGUGUCCCAGGCUUUGAACUGGGGAAGGACAGACGCUCUUGUGAGGCCCAAGGGGAAGGACAGCCAACCCUUGCAGGGACCAAGCUGCCCGUGAGGCAUGUAUCAGCCACUCCAACCAGUCCAGUGACAAACAGAACAUGGCUGGGCAAGGUGCAUGAGAAGUUAGGAGAGAUGCCCCAGGUCACCGGACAAGACAGUUUUGCGACUUCUCUUCCCGAGAUUCUUCAGUGGGGGACACAGAGUACUUUACCUACCGUUGAAAAGUCCCCACAACCCAAGCCAAAAGUCACCGCAAGGCCAUCAGGAAGCGUGAUCCCUACAUUGAACUAUACUUCUUCCCCUUCUGUUUCCCCGACGUUCGACUCCUCCUCCACCGUGGUCUUCAUACUUGUGAGCAUAGCAGUAAUAGUGCUGGUGAUCUUGACCAUGACAGUGCUGGGACUUUUCAAACUCUGCUUCCACAAGAGCCCUUCCUCCAGGACAAGGAAGGGAGUUUUGGACUCACGGGGUGUGGAAAGUAAUGCUGAGGUCACUGCUUUGAGCCCCAAUUCUGCGCAUUGCACUGACAAUGGGGUGAAGGUUGGGGACUGUGGUCUGCGGGGCCGAGCUGAGGGUGCCUCACUGACUGGGUCCUCUCUCGGCUCAGGGGACACCUAGGGAAACAGCCCAAUGGGCAUGUCUUGUGCAGAUUCUCAAUUCCAAUAAAGAAGGGAAAGGCAGAUUCCUGCUAUGGUUCCUACAGAAGUUGCCCCUCCCAUCAAUUCUCCUUACUCCACCAAGGAGCCCAAUCUGAAGAGCACACUCGUUCCCUGAAAAUGGAGGAGGCGGUGGUGGGCCUUAGGCUGGUACUGGAGGACAGGGUGAAUAAUGGAAGGAGGCAUUUUCCUCUUUUCUGGGAAUUUGAAGAAGUUCUUGAAUAUUUCCAGUAUUGGAAGUAAAUAAAUUACAAUAUAAUUUUUGGAAUGUUUAUUUUCAUCAAAAUGAGAAAGAAAUGUCUAUAUUAUUCAGGCUAGGAAUGCAUUGACUAGAAAUUUUGAGGCAAAUAAUAAAACGUUGCUGAGAACCUAGACUGAAAUGUUUUUGACUUUUGCAAAAUGGGUUUAUUUAGGAAUACAACAUGCUGAGGACAGCAACUGGCUACGGGGUAUGCUGGGAAGAGGACAGGUACAUUCUGUGCUUUGAGGGGAAAGUCCUUACACCUUAGCUCUUUCAGAACUAAUGAACUUUUCCUUUAUUCUUUUAUCCUUUGCUUUCAAAGUCACCAUGGCUGUGUGCUUUGCUAUAAAUCCUAAGUGCAGUGUUGCCAGUUUCUGACUCCAGAAGCAAAUUACAGUUGACCACCAAUCCAAGUGUUUACUGUGUGUCCUUGCCCAAGGAAACAAAUGAUUUGUGUCUUCCUUUCCAAUGUUUGUGCUUGCAGUGUAAUGACCUUUCUCUCUAAACCACCUUGUAGACAUCAGGAUGCUGAUCCCUACUUCCAAUUACGAUGAUGUUAAUUCUCAAUUAAAACGUUAAUGUGAAGUAUUGAUCUGAAAUCUUCUGGGUACAUUAAAGCAAAAGAAGCUUGGCUUUUUCCAAAGUUGCUAGAUUCUUGUGCUCUAUUUAAUUAAUGGAGAAAAAAAACCCUAAAUGUCAAACCAUUUCUGUUUCUUCUCAAUAGAGUGUGUAUACAAUGACAAUGUGUGUGCAUCAGGGGAUUGUUGAAAUUGAACAAGAGACAAAACUAUGGGCAACAGUUUUCCAUAGAAUUAAUGACAAAUUAAACCUAUCAUCUCGUUAUGACUUGAGGUAUUAACAAAUAAUAAAAAUCACACUUCUGGGUGGUAAAUAAUCAAGGCUUAAUAAAAAUAACUAUUUGAUGGAAUCCAAAGGCCUUGGGGAACAUUUCAGUUAGAUUAACGUGCUAAGAUUCUGUUUUUAGUGUUGUAAAGGUUGUUAUGUCAAGAGAUAUAGAGGAAAUAAGCUUACCCAUGGGAGGAAAUUAAAGUAGGAUAAAACUUGGACUAUAUUUUCCUAGAAUCACUAUUUAUACUCUUUAUUGUGUUGUGCAUAUUCUGGAAAGUUAAUUUAAAGUUAGCAGAUAGCCAUUUAUAAAAUAACCCAGAAAAAUUAAGGGCUCAAUAUAUGAAUCUAUGUUGUAAAUAUAAUUCUAUGUGUUUAAUAUUGAAGGAAUAAAUUUAUAGAUUGCUUCAUAUGUUGGGUAUAAUUUUAAAUAGAUACACAAAUGAAUGUGAAUUAACAACUGUUAAGGUUCUUCAAUUCAAAGCUGAAGUUAACAGUUACAUGGGUGAUUGGCUCAUCUAAAAUUCCUCAACUUGUCACCUCUAUCACUCCAUUAUAUGAUCUCUCAGUAAUGGUGACAACUAUUCUAGUAUAAUAUAUCCUGUUUAAUUUUAUAACUUGAAAAAUAGCCUCAUCUAUAAGAUUACUGAACACACACACUCUCACACAUAUGUAUAUAUAUGCACUUAUAUACAUACAUGCAUAGCUAAGUGCAUUUGUACAUGUGUAUGUAUAUAUAUAUAUAAACAUUUUGUAUUUCAGAAGAAUGCCCUUAUAUUAUUUUUUAAAGAAAUAGAGCUUGCUUAAUUAACUUAUCACACAAUAAGCAACAAAUGACAGUGUGGAUAUAGGACUCUGAAUGCCCUAUGUGAAGAAAAAAGUCAUGUCAACCCAAUUGCUUAGUGAUUGGUUUUUUUUUCUUCUUUAUGGAUCAAAGGAGAAUUAAAUAAACUUUAUUUGUUUAGGUCUUAAAAUUUUUGACAGACCAGGCAACAGAGAAUUUCCUUAGAUUUCUGGCUAUGGUGAUGGCUUCCUAGGAAUAUUGACACAAUGACAGAAUACCGAAAGUCAAGCACGUGAUCUCCUGAGUCUAUUUGUAGCCAGGGGCAAUGUUCUUACACUGUUUCUCUAUCUAUUAAUUUCUCAACAUCUUUCAGGUUCCUUUGCCAGUUAAAGUCUUCUGCCCUCACAUUCAUCCGUGUUUCCUACUCAUCCAUUUCCUUACAGUUAAACAUAGAAUCUUUCCUACAGUCUUUCUUUCUACUCUAAACCCUGCCAUAUCUUACACAAUAAGAUCAAUUUUUGCACAAGAUGCAAUGCCCAUGCACUUCAAGUCUUCUAUUCUCUAUACCCAGUGACCUGCACCUCAUUUUAGUCAUCCACUCCAUAGGCACCAGAAUUAAGGUGAUUCUGUAGCUCUUCCCCAUCCCAGACCUCAAAGUCAGAUUUCAUGUGCAAGUGUUAAGAACUGUGCUUCACUGAUGUUUCCUGUGAUUAGAGGUAAACAGUUGUUUGAACUUCGACAUUAUUCCUUAUUUAAAUUAGUAUGUGAGCAUUGCAAAGAAUAGUAGCCUGAGAUGGAAUCAUUCUUCUAUUUUCCUUCUUUUUUAAAACAUUAUGUAUACUAAGAUUGCAAGUUUACUAAAAACAGUUGUUUCGUAUGAAUGUUAAAAGGGUAAUCAAGAACCAAAAGGUUCACAAUUGACUUAACACUUGCUCCACAGGAGAAAACUCAUAUGACCAAGAAUCAUAACUAGGGAGAUCAUAGGUCCUAGGUAUGAAGCAAGUACUAUUAUUUUGCAAAAUAGAUAUAGUAUCAAACCUCCUUCCCAAUACUUAUUAUUAGAACCAUUGAUCUAUGUAGCACCUACUCCCUUAUUAGGGAAGCUUUUUAUAAAAGAUGGUGGUUGAAAAAGACACUCACAGCUGUUAAAAAUACAAAGAAUGAGAGCACAGCUGCAAGUGGGCAUCUGUGAGCUUUACAUCAUGGAAAGAGGAACAGAAAAAUAGAGCCAAAUGUCAUGGAGGUCUGCUGUAAAACUCUUUGGGAAAUGACAGAGUCAUUGUACUCAUGUAUUCACAACAGCUGUGGUUGCCUGCACAAGACCUGCAUGAGAUCAAGCCAGACAGCAUUCUACAUUGGACAAAGGAGAAGUAUACAAGGUUUUACCUGUCAUUGAAGAGUUAAUGGCAGUUGGUGGUUCUGAGAGACUGAGAAGCAGUCUUCUUCACAGGCAUGGCUAUUAGUAUGUUGUUCAUUUCCCCAGUGGAUAUCCCUACAUGCAUCCACAUUGGACAGCCCAAACUGAACUCGGUGAAUUAAAAAAGAGGAUGUGAAGUUGGGAGGAUGAUAUGGGGUGUUUGAUAUAAGAGGAGAUGGAGGGGAUGUGAGCAGUGAAGAUGAUUUAUACAUGUAUGCAAUUACCAAAGAAUAAGAGAGACAUUUUAUGAGAAAGCAAUCUAUUUUCAAUAAAAGAAAAUAUAUAUCCAAUAAUAAUAGAAAUAUAGUUGCUUUACAAAGCUGUUAAUGAGUAAAUUGCCAGAUGAUGUUAUACUUUGCUCCUGAAUAUCUUUCUGCUUACUUCUUAUCCAACUUGCUGUCAUUAAAUAACUCGUAGCAUUUCUACUUAAUAAUAUACUCUCUUCCAUGUGAGUGUUCUUCUUUGUUUUUGUUUGAACCAUGAAUUAAAAGUCAGUUAAUUUAACUAAUGUUAACUAGUUUUAUGUUCUUUUGUUCACUUUCUAUCUCUUCUCCAGAAAAGUGUCUAUUCAGAUCUUUUACCUAGUUUGAAUGGGAUUCCCUGUUUGCUAUUGGUUAUAUGUUCUGACACCAGCCCCUUUUUAUAUAGCUGGCACACAUUUUCUCCCAUUGGAGAAAUCUGUUGCUGAAAUGCAUAAGUUUAAUCAUACAAAAAGGUAUUUGUUGGUAUGUUGUAAUAGCCUUUGUAAAUAUCUUAAUUUUCCUGUGUUCUUUGCAGACUUAUACAGAAAAUCAUUGCAUUUACCAAAUUCUUAAAGUGUUUAGUUAGCUAUGCUUUUCUCUAGUAGGUGUAAAGUGUAAGGUUUUUGAUCAAUUUUAAAUUGUUUUUUUGUACAAGGUGAUAGAUAGUUGUCAAGAUUUAAUCUUUUGCCUAGGGUAUACAGUUUCCCGAGAAGUAUUUGUAAAAGAGGCCAACACUUUUUCAGUGUGCCUUUUUUGGCACGUUUGCCUAAAUUCAGAUAGCUGAAAAUUCAUUGUAUGUGUCUUAUGUCUUCUUUUCCAUCUCAUUAGUCUAUGAGCCUUGUUCCUGGGCCAAUACAAUACUUUAUUGUUACUAUGGUUUUGUACUAUAUUUGAAAAUAAAAUAUUAUGAUACAUCCA